UCAAAUACAUAAGUUUAGUUGAGUUAACAACAAAUGGCAGCUCCUACUACACCCACAACCGUCCAGCUUGUAAAUGAUUCCGGCGACACUUUAACGUUGGUUUCGUCGACCUAUGGAGGUGUUUCUAACGUGAUUAAGAGCGGCGAAUCGGUUGUAUUCGAGCAGAAUACAUCGCUCAAUACUUUCGGAUCUGCUGUAUAUACGAUCGGAAAAAUAGCCAUAUGGAUCGUUGUUUGGACCGCUAAUAACCAAGUAGCUACCUCGAUCCUACCUGCUGGUACCCCUGCUAUUUGGGAAGAUAUCUGGAACAAAAUUCAACCCGACCGUGCGGAUUAUUCAUACCUCUCCAGUUAUGGUUGGUUAUACAGGUCACAAGUAGAUAUUAAAUCAGAUGGUGAUGCUCAAACCUUAAGCGCCCUACUAAUGUCCUCUGAUCCAAAUUAAGCUGAGCUUUGCUUUGCUUAAUUACUCUUUGCAGCAAUCCAUGGUGUGAUGGUGAAGCUGUCAAAACUAAAUAAAAUACUUGUUUAUUCCAUGCACUACUAUUUAAAUAAAUUUGACAGCUAUCAACAAAGGAUUGCCACUGUCUCUAGCUUUUCAAUUAUGUGUGUUUAGUUUCUCUCUUAUACUUGUAAUAAUUUCAAAAAAUAGUA
Messenger RNA from Hibiscus syriacus, 653 nucleotides. RefSeq lists its product as uncharacterized. The transcript has 2 exons. Lineage: Eukaryota; Viridiplantae; Streptophyta; Magnoliopsida; Malvales; Malvaceae. Bases 34 to 444 code for a protein of 136 amino acids. The record is from RefSeq and is a predicted model, not a curated record.